CUCGGCUCGUGGCACCGAGGCCAAACAUAAGUCAGCGCCAUCGUCAUGUGGCUCCGCUCAACCCCGGAUUCCUCGCGCUCCUCAUUCGCGACCGUGGAUAUCUCGACUUCAACAUCAACUGCGCCGAUGAUUCCUCCCCGAUGACCGACUCGAGCUUCGUCCAAGCCCAGCGCCUCGUCGCCGCGCGUCGCCAGGCCCGCGAGACCGAGGCUGUGGCUCGCGUCGCCGCCGCCCGGCAAGCUUCCCGAGCCCGCGCCAACCUCGAGCGCCUGCCCUUCCCCUUGAACCGAAUCGGGUCCGCCUGGGACGCUGUCUCCACGAGAGAAGGUACGCGACCGGAGUUUCGCGUCGGACAGGUCGAUGCGGAGCUGCUGGACGGGGAGCUGGUGAGCAUCCUGAAGGACCAGGUGUGCGAGGCGCUCAAAUACUUUGGCGGCGGACAUCUUCACGAUGACUGGUCGGCCGAGAUUAUGCUGGCCCUGAGGGCGGUGCUUUUCAAGCUCACAGUCUGGGACCACGAUGCGACGUACGGCGCCGCUCUUCAGAACCUGCAAUUUACCGAUGCGAGAAGGCAUGGGCCCAUUCUGACGCCCCCGUCCAAGACACAGAAGUCCCUGUACGGAUUGGUGACUGUGUUUGGGAACUACGCUUGGACAAGAUGGGAGGACUGGCUUGUGGAACACGAAGAUGGCUAUGAUGAGCCCAGCCCUAGAUUGCGACGGUUGUCACGGUUGACAUCAGCCCUGUCAACGGUCCACUCAGGGGCAGCAUGCAUCUCAUUCUUGGUAUUUCUUUUCCGAGGGCGAUAUCGAACGUUGCUGGACCGAAUCCUGAGGAUGAGACUGGCACCCCCCACAAGCCAAGUGAGCCGCGAGGUCUCGUUCGAGUAUCUCAACCGUCAGCUCGUCUGGCAUGCCUUUACCGAGUUCCUGCUCUUCGUGCUCCCGCUCAUUGGCAUCCAGCGAUGGCGGCGAUGGAUAACCCGAACAUGGCGUAAAACAAAGGAAAUUGUUCGAGCUGGACCACAGGACGGAGACAAGGCGAAUGGCGAGUAUGGCUUUCUCCCCGAGAGGACAUGCGCCAUCUGCUACCAGGAUCAGAACGACAACGCCUCGACCGAGACAGAAGUCAUGGCCGCCGCGGCAUCUAGUGGCGUUAUUGGCUCGGCACAGACAGACAUUACCAACCCAUACGAGACAAUACCCUGUGGAUGCAUUUAUUGCUUUGUAUGCUUGGCAACGCGCUUGGAGAGAGAGGAAGGAGAGGGCUGGACGUGUUUGCGAUGUGGUGAACAUGUCAAGGAGUGCAAGCCAUGGACUGGAGAUGUGCUCGAGCCGUCAGGAAAGUCUUCGUCAGCUAAGACGGUGGCAUUCUCAGACGAUGUCGUUGCCAGUGGGGUGCUGGUCGACGAGAAGGAUGAUGCGUCAUUGGUAGAGGCACUGAGCAGUACCGACUCAGACUCAUGAUCAUCAGAUGGGGCAUAGACAUAAUAGGACCACUGACAUGAUAGAUCUGGCUGAGCCCAGUGUAUACAUACAUGCACAUAUAAAUGAUUACUUUGUACAACAUAUCUAGGGAAAUGGAAAACAGCUUCUUUUAAACCGUGAA
Ilyonectria robusta is the source of this 1608-nucleotide messenger RNA. RefSeq names its product Pex12 amino terminal region-domain-containing protein. Gene Ontology annotation, molecular function: zinc ion binding. Lineage: Eukaryota; Fungi; Ascomycota; Sordariomycetes; Hypocreales; Nectriaceae. Gene Ontology annotation, biological process: protein import into peroxisome matrix. The transcript has a single exon. The record is from RefSeq and is a predicted model, not a curated record. Bases 141 to 1466 code for a protein of 441 amino acids. Gene Ontology annotation, cellular component: peroxisomal membrane.